Molecule: messenger RNA, 699 nt
Organism: Vicia faba (fava bean)
Lineage: Eukaryota; Viridiplantae; Streptophyta; Magnoliopsida; Fabales; Fabaceae
Source: the annotation of a GenBank genome assembly
AUGGUAAUGGAUGAUUCCACUGAUCUCCUUCCCAUCGGAAUGCGUGUUCUUGCCGUCGACGACGACCCCACUUGCCUCAAAGUCUUGGAAACUCUCCUCCGAAGAUGUGAAUACCAUGUUACCACAACUAGUCAAGCUAUAAUGGCAUUGAAUAUGCUGAGAGAAAACAAAGACAAGUUUGACUUGGUUAUCAGUGAUGUGCAUAUACCAGAUAUGGAUGGAUUUAAGCUGCUUGAACUCGUGGGGCUUGAGAUGGACCUUCCUGUCAUAAUGUUGUCUGCGUAUGGUGAUACGAAGCUGGCGAUGAAGGGGAUUUCUCAUGGUGCUUGUGAUUAUCUGCUAAAACCUGUGAGAUUAGAGGAGUUAAAGAAUAUUUGGCAGCAUGUGAUUAGGAAGAAGAAAUCUGAUUCAAAGGGGAAAAACAAAACCAAUAAGCCAGAUAACGCUACUUCUGAUAGUUGCAGCGGACUGAGAUCAGCGGGAACUGAGAAUUCAGAUGAAAAUGGAAGGCUGGCUAAGAAAAGGAAGGAUCAGGAUGAAGAUGAAGAUGAGGUUAAAGAGAAUGGUAACGAUAAUGAAGACCCAUCAGCUCAGAAGAAGCCCCGAGUUGUUUGGUCUGUGGAGUUGCACCGCAAGUUUGUCGCUGCUGUAAAUCACCUAGGCAUUGACAAGGCUGUACCCAAAAAAUUCUUGAUAUGA